AGAUGGUAUUAUAUAGGGAACAGAGACGCCGCGGGAGCAGGCGUUAAUGGUCUUCUCUCUGUCCUCAUUCUCUCCAUCUCUCUCUCUCUCUCUUUCUGCCUUGGUGUCUCUGUCUCUGUCCGUCUUUGCAAAUGCCAUUGCAGCAACAAUCUCUGUAAUUUGCUUCAGAGAAUCCAAACACAGUGCGUUGCAUACGAUACCGUCAUCGUUCUCUCUUCUCCAUCUCGCCAAACAGUCGAUCGCCAUGGAAACUUCAUCACCUAUCUCAACCCAACACCAAGCGCCGGCGGCGGCCCCUAAGAAAGGCUUCGUCACCGCUCUGAUGGAGGUGGCCACCACUCUCCGGACCCCGUCCUUCCGGGAAGACACCUACGUCGUCUCCCGCCUUAAGCCGGCGGAGAAAAAAGCCCUCCAAAAUCUCAAAGACAAGCUCUCGUCUUCUUCUCCUCCCUCCAUCUGGGGCGUCCCUCUCGUCGACGGCGACGACCGGGCCGAUGUCAUCCUCCUCAAGUUCCUCCGGGCCCGAGACUACAAAGUCUCCGACUCCUUCGACAUGCUGGUGAAGUGUUUAGCUUGGCGCAAAGACUUCGAAGCCGACGAGAUCCUCGACCAGGACUUGGAGUUCAAGGAACUGGAAGGAGUGGUGGCCUACAUGAACGGCUACGACAGAGAAGGGCACCCAGUUUGCUACAAUGCGUACGGAGUUUUCAAAGACAAGGAAAGGUACGAGAAAGUUUUCGGGGACGAUGAGAAGCUCCAGAAGUUUCUGAAAUGGAGAGUUCAGGUGCUGGAGAGAGGGAUCAAGCUUCUGCAUUUCAAACCUGGUGGGGUUAACUCCAUCAUUCAGGUCACUGAUCUCAAGGACAUGCCCAAGCGAGAGCUCAGAGCCGCCUCCAAUCACAUUCUCUCUCUCUUCCAAGAUAAUUACCCUGAAAUGGUCGCCCGUAAGAUUUUUAUCAAUGUACCAUGGUACUUCAGCGUGUUGUAUUCAAUGUUCAGUCCGUUCCUGACCCAACGAACCAAGAGCAAGUUUGUGAUCUCUAAGGAAGGGAAUGUUGCAGAGACUCUAUACAAGUUCAUCAGGCCAGAGGACAUUCCGGUUCAGUACGGUGGACUAAGCCGGCCCAGUGAUCUGCAGAACGGUCCGCCAAAGCCGGCGUCGGAGUUCAGCGUGAAAGGAGGAGAGAAAGUGAACAUCCAAAUCGAGGGCAUUGAGGCUGGUGCAACAAUAACAUGGGACAUUGUGGUGGGUGGCUGGAACCUGGAGUAUAGCGCAGAGUUCCUGCCGGUGUCGGAAGGCAGCUACACAGUGGCUGUGGAAAAGCCUAGGAAGAUCGCCGCCACCGAGGAGGCGAUUCACAACUCUUACACCACCAGGGAAGCCGGCAAAAUGGUGCUAUCUGUCGACAACUCCGCGUCCCGGAAAAGGAAAGUCGCCGCCUACCGGUACUUGGUCCGCAAAUCCACGGCUAUCUAAGCUUUCAGUAAAACUCCCCGGCGGCAUAGUCGCUGUGUCUACUUUUUCUUUGUUAACGUUGUUUGUGGACUUUAAUAUUAUGGUGUAUAAAAUGGUGGGAUUACUACAUUUUGUUCAGCGAUCAGCACAGAAAACACAACCUCCCCCCACCAAAAAAAAAAAAAAAAAGCAGCUUUACUUUGCUUAGCAUUAGUAAUUUGAUCACACAUCUGGGUUUGCUGUUUGGGUGCUCU
Diospyros lotus (date-plum) is the source of this 1710-nucleotide messenger RNA. RefSeq names its product patellin-6-like. The record is from RefSeq and is a predicted model, not a curated record. Gene Ontology annotation, molecular function: lipid binding. NCBI's taxonomy places the organism in Eukaryota, Viridiplantae, Streptophyta, Magnoliopsida, Ericales, Ebenaceae.